AUGGAACCACGAGCGCGCGCUGGCAAGCACAAAGCUGGCCUCAACUUUGGCGACGAACUGCGCAGUCUUCUUUAUGGUGCGGGUGCUCCUGCUCAUCCAGACCUUACUCAACCACUCGAGGGCGAGUACUCCAGACACUACUUGAACACGCUUCCAACCGAGAACAAGAACCAUCCUCCAACCCCUUUCGCUGUGAAGCGUGGUGAAGCCAAUCUCGCAGAGCCCUAUCCCGAAACCCUACGUGUGCUAGACGAAAUCGUAACAGACUACAUAAUAGAAAUGUCUCACAGCGCUCUCGAGGUUGCUACGUAUGCAGGGCGUGCAAAACUGAAGGUAGAUGAUUUCCUAUUCAGUUUGCGGAAAGAUCAGGCAAAGUUAGGACGUGUCUACGACUUCUUUGGACGAAAGAAAAAGGUCGACAAAGCGAAGAGGACGGCCGACCAAGGGAACCUCACAGAUUUGAGAAAUGUAACCUCGCAGCAAAUGCAGGACCUGGCAGACGUUGUUGGCGAAGAGGGCACAGGAAAAGGCAAAGGCAGAGGAAGAGGCAGAAAGAAGAAGAGAGGUAUCGAAGAAGUCAACGAUACGCCUGCAGACUAUAGUGAAGCUGCAAAUUUCGUGAAGCAGGUUGAGAGUGGCGGGGUUGACUUUGGGAAUGGUGGAGUAAUCGAACAGAUUAUAGAUGUGGAUGUUGAGCUGGAUGACUUGGAGGCUUUCGAGGACGAAGAUGACAACGACAAGCACAGAGACAAACGGACAAAGGGUGUGGCUGAUUGA
Molecule: messenger RNA, 777 nt
Organism: Lithohypha guttulata
Lineage: Eukaryota; Fungi; Ascomycota; Eurotiomycetes; Chaetothyriales; Trichomeriaceae
Exons: 1
Coding region: 1-777 (258 amino acids)
Biological process (GO): transcription by RNA polymerase II; RNA polymerase II preinitiation complex assembly
Cellular component (GO): transcription factor TFIID complex
Molecular function (GO): protein heterodimerization activity
Source: RefSeq, a predicted model, not a curated record